Anguilla rostrata (American eel) is the source of this 2981-nucleotide messenger RNA. It is a transcript of the gene dalrd3, whose product is annotated as DALR anticodon binding domain containing 3. Gene Ontology annotation, molecular function: arginine-tRNA ligase activity; tRNA binding; ATP binding. NCBI's taxonomy places the organism in Eukaryota, Metazoa, Chordata, Actinopteri, Anguilliformes, Anguillidae. Gene Ontology annotation, biological process: arginyl-tRNA aminoacylation; tRNA C3-cytosine methylation. The coding region runs from base 524 to 2242 and encodes 572 amino acids. The transcript is spliced from 13 exons. The record is from RefSeq and is a predicted model, not a curated record.
GGGGCUUCACUUAAUUUUCACUGUGUGCAAUGGAGACUUCAACCUUUGCUUGUUGCCCUUGAACAAACUACACGGAACACAAACUGUGUCCAUGCACACCCUUGCCUCGCAAGAUUUUGAGUAAGUUUGUGUGAAAGGUAAUCAGAGAAUGGGAGUACCACAGACACAGCGUAUUCCAAUGAAUUUGUCGUAUACGCUUUGUGCACAGAUCAUUAUCGGUGCACCAUACAGCCGAACCACUAAACUGUGUUCUGAAUAUAGAGCGUAAGAAACCCGAAUGGAAGAUAUGGCUACUUCCUCCAGGGAUACAAAAAAAUCAGUAUUACGGAAACAAAGGAAGGACAAUAUUAGGUUCCGCGUAGAGAAUGCUAAAUAUUUAACGGGCAGUUGGUGGAAAUGGCUUGAUGGCUGGGUAGAAUCGUACGUGAUAUUUUAGAUGUUGAACGUCUAGCUAUCUUCCUGAAAAAAAUAGAUUCAUAACUCGUGUGUACAUCAGGAAUGAUGUUUACGGUUUAAGCUUGUGAUGGAAAACAAAGAAGAGUCGCCGUUUCGGAUCAGCUCGACAGUCCAAGCGCUGAGCUCCGCUCUACGGGGAGAGCUGGACAGUGUUGCCGAACCUGGGUGCCUUUUCAGUGGGCAGACGGGCUCGAAUGAGCCAGGAAAGCUAUGGUUUAAGGAAAGUAGCGCAAAAAAUCUGCGAAAUCGGGACUUCUUGUCACCCACAACAGUACUGACCACACUAUUCAGGGACGGAAAGGUUCCUCCUUAUGUGAUGGACAGAGUUCUGUCCACCCACAGUGGUGGGGUGUUGCCCAUUGCAGGGGGUGAGGUGAUAGAGGAAGGGCUUAGGUUACGAAUUGACCGUGUCGCCAGUUUUCAGGAUGUGUUAUGUGGAACCUCUAAGUAUGUACAACCCUCCUGUAAUAAGCAGGUAGGUGUGGUGCUGAAUUGCCCAACCUUGCACCCUAGACACAAUCUGCUCAGCCCUGACACCCUGACCCUGGGGCAACUACGGACACUACUGCUGGCUGAUCACCUGGGUGCACUGCUGCAGAGGCAAGGGUACUCCGUCUCCUACUGUCCUGUCCUACAAGAGGGGAGUGAAAUCAUUGUCUUCCUAAAAUUACUUGGGAUGGAUUGGUCAACAGUACCUGUCAGCUCUGAUAAUGACCAGAGAGAAGAGGAGCUGUGGGAGGUCUUGCUAAAUUCCCCAUACAGAGAGAGUGAAGAGGAGAUGGAGAAGGAGAAGAGCAGGAAUGAAGGAAAGGGGAUGGUUAAUGAGAGGAGUAGGGAGGAAAAUUUGGCUGUGAAGAUAAACCUGAAAAGAGUAGUUGAGGAAAACAGGCUGCAAGGAUAUGACCCCAACUUGGGCACCUACACCGUGCAGAGAGACAGUGUGCUUCAGCUGGCUGAACUGCAGAGGGCUGUAUUGGGCUUCCAGGUCCCUGUGGCAGCUGUUUUCCAUGUCACUUGCUGUCAGGAUGAGUUCCGUCAGCAGCAGAUGGCCGUGCUUUGGAGAGCAGGGGGUGCCACAUUCACACAGAAACACCUGGUUUGUGGACCAGUAAAGACACCUGGGACUCAGCUGAGUGCUAUCCAGUAUCUCCAGUUAAGAAGAAUGCAGAUGAAAGAGGCAUCCGAGAUGAAGUAUGGAGAGCAAGUCGAAGGACAGACUUGGGAUGACAUCAUCAGGGUUAUGACCUCUGCCACAGUGAGGUUUGAGCUGCUGUCCACAGCUCACACCAGUCCAGUGACCCUGGAUGUGCAGAGGGAAGGGGGUGUGUCCACCAAGGGUCCAAGAGGCGGAGUCUUCGUCAUGUACAACUGUGCCCGGCUACACACACUUUUCAACAGCUACGAGCGAGCGGUGGAGCAAGGACUUUACCCAGAAAUCCCUGACGGGUCUCAGCUGGAUUUCUCUGCUUUGAAAGAAGAGGGAGAGUGGCUUCUGCUGUUUAAUUACCUCAUUCCAUUUUCUGAAUUACUGGAACAAUCGGGACAAGCUCUGGAGCAAGGGGGAGAUGGGGCAAGAGCGACACUGAAAACAGAACAGGUCUGCAGGUUCUUGGUGUCUCUCAGUAAGGAUUUCAGCUCCUACUACAACAGAGUUCAUGUCCUUGGGGAGCCGAUGCCUCACCUCUUCAAUCAAAUGUUUUGCCGCCUGAAGCUACUGAGAGCACUGCGUGAACUGUACCACUGUGCCCUGGACACCCUCCACAUACCACCAAUUCCCCAGCUAUAGCUCCUCCCUGCUAUAGGCCCUCUGCUUACCUUCAAUACCCUAGCUAAUACCCUACACACAGCAAGAAUACCCCAACUAAAACCCUACACACAGCACCAAUACCCGAGCUAAAACCCUACACACAGUACCCAUAUCCUAGCUAAAACCCUACACACAGCACCAAUACCCCAGCUAAAGCCCCUAUACACACCAGUCCUAUACUUGCCGUUACAGUACCCACCCAAUAAACUGUCUAGCUUCCGCCACAUCCCAGGCUGUAUCCCUGCUUCUUGACUCAGCUUGUGACCUCUGUCUCAUUGACCUGCCUUCAAAACCCCUCCUAUAGCAAAUAUACCUGCACCCAGUCCCGACUCCCUAAGCUAUCUCCACACCUUCCAACCCUAUUCCUCCAGUAUUGAUGGUAGGAAGAUGAACCUCUUUUAGGGACAGUUGAUAGCACAUAGAUACUGCCCCUUUAAUAGAUACUGCCCCUGUGCCAUAAGUACUUAACCUGUGCCAUAGCUACUGCCUGAGGUUUAGGCACCCAACCCUGUGUAUUUUAGUGUAUCUACAGUAUACAGUGGACUGACAGUUCUGUAAUGCGUAUCACACAGUCUUACACGUACACAAGCACGUUUUCUGCAUGCACACACAAUUAAUGUCACUGUCUCAGUGUUUUGCAUUUUAAAAAGACUAUAUUGCCAUAUUUUAAAUACAUGCAGUCCAGCAGUUUUAUCCAAUAAAUUAUUGUUUACCGCAA